AUGCUUAGAGGUUAAUUUGCUUAACAAAUACGCGAUAUUUGCUAAGUGUAUUGUUUGUUCAAUUGGGGGGAGGAGAUGAAGUUAAAAGGUUAGAGCGGCAACAGAGAACCUUAUAUUGAAACGUUGUUUCUUGCCUUUUUUUAACUUUUGAAAUACCACAGCAUUUCCGGCUGAGUUGUAAAUGAAAACCGACCUAGCAUUUGAGAGCAACGCUGGUCUCUUUCCUUUCGACAAAGAGUUGAACUACUUUGUUUCGAUGCAACGCAACUCGACUGCCGUCUUUCUUCGUUUUGGAGUCUAAGAUAGUGCAGCUGCAAGUUCAAGCGUGUCGAUAUUCCCUUUAUCAAAUGGCCGACUGUGAAGAAGCCGGCUUUCUGGUGGCGCUAUAUUUAUCAGAUGAACUCCUCAGAAUAAUUUCAAACUCGCAGAUUUGUGGCUUUGUUUAAAACACAUCAACUUAACUUUGCUCUCAAGCGGAUUGCAGCUCACUUUAGUCGCAUAAUCUCAAAACGAUAACAAAUUACCAAACACGAAAAUUGCGGCAAGAGAGUCUUAAUCAAUAAUACGCGGACUGUUUUCUACACCUGCUUGGUUUUAAUUUUACCAAAGAACGACCGACAAAUUACUUAAUUUUAAGAAAAAUUUUAAUAUCUGAUCCAUCUUUAAUACGGACUGGUACAUGUGUUGUGCUUAGUACGCAAGUAAACUGACACUUUGUGUUCUUAAAAGAUAACCUUACACGAAGAAUGUAAAUAUUACAAGAAAAUUUAAAGAGAUUUACAGUUUUAUUAUGCAAACUGUGUUAUAAAUUAAGGACAUGACACAUAAAUCUGUAAACCUUUCAACUGUUUAUUUACCGGAUGGCUUUCUUGAGUAGAAAAUGAAUGACAGAAUGGCAACACAGAGUUCCUUGAUUUUAAUGUUUGAGGCAGUUAGUAGAGUGCUAUCGUCAUUUCGUUAAAAUCAAUUAAAAUUUCGCGUUGAUGUAAAAUCAGGAUGGGUCAUUUGGUGUUCCGGCAAAGAGCUAAAUGGAUGUAUUCAGUGUUAAAUCACGAACUGAAUGGUCUUAGCUUUUCUUCUUACUGUCAAGGUUACAUUUCCAUCUUGUUUUCACUUCUUAUUCAGCAAAGGAUUUUCAUUAGUCUAAUAUAGGCUUCAUUGUUAGGCGCUUUUAUUCUCAUAUGGAAAGGGAGGCCUUUGUUAACACCUCCGAACAAAUCACAGCAAAAUUACGUUGAACUCGACAAGUGGACGUUGAUUAACGCAUGGCGAAACUAGGUUUUACGAGUUCGCUUUUAUCGCCGCCAAUCCUUGCCUAAACAUACAGCUGGUUGCGAUUCUUAUCUCGAGUAAUUUAUCGAAUGCUAAAUUCGCCAGCAGUUUUAGGACAUAAUUCGAUCCCCUUCUAAAGAGUAUUAGAGGUCUUAAGCUGGUCAUGUUCGUUGAAACGUUUGCAAUCAGAGAAAAGUUUGUUUAUGAAAAUGGUUGCGAAAAAUCGUGUACGCGCUCUCGAUCGACUUAACUUAGUGGAAGUUGUGCGUUUCGUUUGAUAACAAGGCGUUCGGUGUUUCCGGAAAGCCCGCAAGCAAAGGAUAUAAAACGCUCCGAACUUUAUCAAUGUUUACUCGGGACAGAUGUUAAGCGCAGGAAGUACUCGUUCGCGAACAAAACGCCCCGGUCGCUAAACAAUUUAAAAUCUCAGCAAGAUUUUAUUAACAAGAGAUUGUUUACUCGGUAUUGGUAAAACUAUACCGAAAUACAAAGUUUGCGUUGAAAACCUCAAGACCAAGGUCAAUCAAAAGAUGAGUUUCCGCAGUCCCCAUUUCGCGCUCUUUUCAUUAACUUACAGAGCAAUCGAUACGAACACUAGUCAACUGAGACCUGAUAACACAGGUUGAUGGUUUGCAAUACAUAUUAAAGGCGACAAAUAAUAAUAAAGAAAUCUCAAUUUUUUAAUUUCUAGUUACUACGUUCUAUGACCAUUCAAAAGCGGUCGAAAAAUCUUCCUUCGAAUUUUUGGUAUCAAAUCCACAAAACAUGCGACGAGCUCAAUUUCUUUUCUCUUUUUAUGAUUCUGCGCCUGGCCUAGCUAUAUUCUAUACUUCCUUCGAUCUGGCACUCAAAUUUCCUAAAACCGCCCAUUCACACACAAGGUACAGUAUUGAGCCUUUUACGUUAAUUAAGGCCUUUUCAAUACUUAAUAAUGCGUUUACAAGACGUUUCAGCCCAGGUGACAUACGUCACGCUUGUCUGGCGUUCUACAUUAUUUAUAAUACAAAAAACAAAUUUAUAAAUACCCUCGGCGCACUCGUCUCUGAGGCUUAUCUUUCCGUACGCGCAACGAUGACAACCGGAGCGAUGCAGUCGCAAAAUUAUUCCUACUUCGGCAGUAACUUACCGGGAAAAGACACGGGCUCUCAUGCUCAACAGUUAGAUUUUCCUUACACUCCCUGCCGAAUGCAGUCACCAAAUUAUUAUAAUCAAUCGCCGCUACCGAGUUUUAUGUCACCCAUGCCUCAGGGAAGCCUCGGUCAAGUGAAUGGAUAUACCGCGGAGCCAUCCACGUACCCGAACGCACCGAUUUCAGGGCAAAAUGGGAGCACAAUUCCGAUUGAUCAUCAAGGUUACUACUCGCCUCAAGAAGCAGGUCAGAACUGCUCCUUCCACCAAUACGCUUGGUUGAAAAGCACUUCUUCUGCGGAAAAUUGGUGGCAUAACUCAACUGCGGCAGGAAACGUUGCUUGGAACAGUAGAGGAGCUUCCGAGGGAAAACGCAAAAGGACAGCUUACACUCGAAAGCAGUUGCUGGAACUAGAGAAAGAAUUCCAUUUUAACCAUUUUCUUACCAAGGAGAGGAGAGCUGAAAUGGCUUCUCAAUUAAACCUCACUGAAAGGCAAGUCAAAAUUUGGUUUCAAAACCGGCGCAUGAAAUGGAAAAAAUGCAACUCUCAAGCAAUGAGUAAAAGCUCAAAACCUGGCACGGGUUCUCAAAAUACAAGCGCGGCUACAGUUCAAGACCUUCACAUUCCUAACCCAGUAUCACAGCCCUUGAGUACAACAUCCAUAAACUCACAAACAUCCUUGGACAACGCUACUGUUCCAAGCUGUUUGGCAGGCUAUCGAGGCCACCAGAGUUGAGAACUUAGCCAUGCGCGUUCAGCAAUUCGUUUAUAAUUUACGACUGAAAUCCUUCUCAGUCAACAUUCGUCCGAUCGCAUUCUUAUUUAACAUUUUAAAGAAACAUUUCUAACGUAAGGAUAAAGAGAAUUUUUUUCUUGGUCAUAAAAGAGAGAUUUUAUUAAAGAUGCAGUUAUGAUAAGUUGAUUUUCAAUAAUGUAUUUAGCAAGAAAUGAAUGAAUAUUCAGUGUAUAAAGCUGACUAGUCUCUCAUUAGCAAGUUAGUUCGGAAGUGAAUCGUUGCUCUCUUUUGAAGGCGACGCUGGGUCACGAAACAUAGACCACUUUCCACUGUACAUACAAACAAAAAUUAUAAAACGAAAGGAGCUGUAAAUAUCAUGUCCGCUAAACUGUAUUUCCAUAACGCACUCACAAUUUGGAAAUAACGUUUUCAAAACUUCGAAGAGACUUUUAUUUAUGCCAGAAAUAUUUCAGCGGACAAGAACCCACGAGUUGAAGUAAACGCCGUUAUUUACAUCAGAUAGGUUUCAAAUUGCUUUAAAAGACCAAUACUUGUAUUUAAUUUCUUAACGUUACACAUUUCUGCUAAGUUUGUGUCGUUCGAAACAAUCCCUCUAUUUGUGUAUGUUGUGUAAAGACUCAAUAAAAUUUUCUCUGUCAAUA
This is a messenger RNA of Pocillopora damicornis (cauliflower coral), 3800 nucleotides long. RefSeq lists its product as uncharacterized. Gene Ontology annotation, biological process: regulation of transcription by RNA polymerase II. The record is from RefSeq and is a predicted model, not a curated record. NCBI's taxonomy places the organism in Eukaryota, Metazoa, Cnidaria, Anthozoa, Scleractinia, Pocilloporidae. Gene Ontology annotation, molecular function: DNA-binding transcription factor activity, RNA polymerase II-specific; RNA polymerase II cis-regulatory region sequence-specific DNA binding. Gene Ontology annotation, cellular component: nucleus.